GUAAAGUUGCGAUCCCUAUCGGGGACUCACAAUGUCAAACUGCUACAAAAAGUCUAUCGGGCAACAUAUAGCACAUCGUGUGUCUUCGAAAAGUCAACUGUCAAAUAUUCUUCUUUAAGUUUUCGUCGUCCAAAAUGACGAAAGGUACAUCAAGUUUUGGAAAGCGCCACAAUAAGACACAUACGUUGUGUCGCCGUUGCGGCCGUUCAUCAUAUCAUAUCCAGAAAUCGGUGUGUGCACAAUGCGGCUAUCCAGCAGCAAAAAUUCGAUCAUAUAAUUGGUCAGAGAAGGCAAAGCGCAGAAAGACCACAGGAACUGGCCGUUGCCGCUACUUGAAAGUGGUGCGUCGUCGCUUCCGUAACGGAUUCCGUGAAGGUGGACAGGCCAAACCACGAAAGCAACCAACUAAAGCCUAAAUCAAUUCGAUUGAUUUGAAUUUAUACCCAAGCAACGCUGUUAAAAUCGGAUAAAAUCAAUCAAAAUUCGAAUAAAAUUUAACUCUUUGCAUAAAA
Sitodiplosis mosellana (orange wheat blossom midge) is the source of this 512-nucleotide messenger RNA. RefSeq names its product probable 60S ribosomal protein L37-A. The transcript has 3 exons. Gene Ontology annotation, molecular function: RNA binding; structural constituent of ribosome. NCBI's taxonomy places the organism in Eukaryota, Metazoa, Arthropoda, Insecta, Diptera, Cecidomyiidae. The coding region runs from base 135 to 416 and encodes 93 amino acids. Gene Ontology annotation, biological process: translation. The record is from RefSeq and is a predicted model, not a curated record. Gene Ontology annotation, cellular component: cytosolic large ribosomal subunit; ribosome.